GGCAAAUGGGGGUCGAGAAACGGGUAAUCUGUUUGUCUCUCUCAGGGAAUCAACUAACUGACUUAUCACGCAGAGUGAUAUCUCUCGGCUAUGAGGAAGAGUUCAAGCAGUACCGGAGAAUCGUGCAACAUGCAUUCAACUACACAUUUUCGGCGUCAUCAGCAGUAUACUCAUGCCCUGUUUCAAUGACCAGUGGUGCGGGACGAUUGAUAGGCAAACAGCUGCCGUCCUUACCAGAUGACCACCCCUUUCACGAACUCUAUCGCCUUAUUACUGCACGGCAGGACAAUUGGAUCUCGUCGCAAUGGAUGACUGAACGGCCUGGUGGUAGCGAUGUACAAAACUCGGAAACUGUAGCAAUCUACUCGCCUCCGCCCAAUAAAACAGGCAGGUAUGGCUCAAUCGAAGACGGAGGCUAUCUCGUCUCCGGCUUCAAGUUCUUCUCAUCUGCAACAGACUGUGACAUGGCGUUCAUGUUGGCCAAGACCGAGUCCGGCCAACUGAGUCUUUUCGUUGCACCGGCGAGGAAGACAGUCGUCGUCAACGGCAAGAAGCAGCAAGUGACCAACGGUAUCAGAAUCCAUCGCCUCAAGACUAAGAUGGGCACCAAAGAACUCCCAACCGCAGAAUUGGAGCUCGAUAACGUCAGAGCACACCUGGUCGGCCCUCUCGAUCGGGGGAUCGCCACCAUCGCCCUCCUCCUCAACGUCACAAGAACCCACAACUUCAUCACGGCACUCUCGUGCUGGCGUCGUGGCAUGGCCAUUGCUAAGAACUUCGCCAAAGCUCGAAGCACGAUGGACCAGCCCUUGUGGACGCUUCCGAUGCAUCUACGUCUCUUGGCAACCAUGGAGGUCAAGCAUCGAGGCGCACUGCAACUCGCUUUCUUCACCACUUCUCUUCUGAGUUUCGUUGAUAAUGGCUUUCCUCACGAAGGAGUCCGACAGAAUGGAUACGUGCCGCUACCGGACUCAACCGAGAAGACCGAAAUCAUCCUACGGACUCUGACCGCGACGGCCAAGGCCGUCAUUUGCAAAACUGGCACCCUCGCUCUGCAAGAAUGUCAAGAAGCUAUGGGCGGCGUCGGAUACAUGGAUGAACCGGAGGAACCGGAGUUCAACAUUUCACGACUCAUGCGCGACACUGCCGCCAACAUGACAUGGGAAGGCACCACGAAUGUCCUAAGCAGUGAGGUUGUUCGGCACCUAUUGAACAAAAACGGACGACAUCUGGGAGCGUUCGGUGAAUGGGUUCAGCAAGCGACUUCACAGAUCAGAGAUGCCGAGUUGAAGAGUGCCCUGGAUCAGGCUUGGAGGGAGUUCGGGCGCACACUGGACAGUAAGCGCGACGAUGUGGUAAGCGCGCUGGCGAUGGGACGCCAGCUCAUGUUCAGUCUCGCCUGGAUUGUCUCCGGUGUGCUGCUGGCACUUGAUGCGGAGAGGGAUGGGGAUGCCAUUGCCGGCGAAAUUGCACGACGCUGGGUACUCGAGGGUGAAGGAAAUGUUGGCGAGUUCCACCUUCCAAACAUUGUCAAGGUUCGUGAACGAGCUGUGGCUGUCAAGGAUCGUGACAGGAUCAAUUGGGAUUGCCGGCUGGUCUGGGGCAUGGAUCUGCCCGAAGGUGCUGCAACGGGAUUUCGGGCGCCAAAUGUUGAUAGGAUUUCAGCCCAACUAUAGACAUAUCGAGGGUGAAGACGGGCUUUGAUACAGGUCGUCCAGGCGUGUUUGUAUUGUAAUGAGUUCGGGGACAAUCAUCCGGUGGCGUGAUUGGAUCUUUCUGCACAGGGCACAUCUUAAGGGCCACUGGGGCUUAGUAGGACCACGGCCCGCGCCUGUCAUGAGAGAUCGCUCGGAUUAAAUGGAACAGCCGACGGUUGUGUCAGGCAAACGAAAUGGAAUUUGAACA
Molecule: messenger RNA, 1905 nt
Organism: Exophiala viscosa
Lineage: Eukaryota; Fungi; Ascomycota; Eurotiomycetes; Chaetothyriales; Herpotrichiellaceae
Product: acyl-CoA dehydrogenase/oxidase C-terminal
Exons: 2
Coding region: 6-1676 (556 amino acids)
Molecular function (GO): acyl-CoA dehydrogenase activity
Source: RefSeq, a predicted model, not a curated record